This is a messenger RNA of Aspergillus ochraceoroseus IBT 24754, 1767 nucleotides long. Its product is annotated as putative MYND domain protein. The record is from RefSeq and is a predicted model, not a curated record. NCBI's taxonomy places the organism in Eukaryota, Fungi, Ascomycota, Eurotiomycetes, Eurotiales, Aspergillaceae. Bases 1 to 1767 code for a protein of 588 amino acids. The transcript has 2 exons. Gene Ontology annotation, cellular component: nucleus.
AUGCCAACUCCGGCCCAAAACUUGCAAGACCGCGCAGAUGUCACUGCCCGUCUCUAUGCAGACCCCCAUAACCCACACUUGCACCUGGAGCGCGGACUGGUCCAUCAGCGUUUGGGGUUCGCGGAUCUGGCUUCGGCCGAUGCGUACAGGGCGCUCUCGUUACUGGAUUCUGUCCUGGAUCCGGAAGGGUGUGAGUUUCAUGCGCGGAGGAAGUUACAUUCUGAUGUAGCUACAGAGCAAGACGAGGAAGACGAUGAAGAUGAAGAUGAAGAUGAAGCAUUCGAAUCCAUUACAGAAACCGAAUUCAAUGAGAUCAUUGGGCCGGUGUAUGCGCUUCUCGUGAAGAGUCUUGUCCGGUGCGGGUGUCUCCGUGAUGCGUACGAGUUUGCGGUGCGGGGAUUGGCCGUUUUGCAGAAUUUGGAGGUGGCCAUUGAGUCUGUUUCUUCGGCGAAGAGGGUUCUACUGGCGCAGAUCGAAGUCAUCAAGAGGAGAUAUUAUGGACGAAACCCUUCUGGAAUGGGCAUUGAUAUCCAGAAGCUCAAUGCCCAGGGUUCUGCCCGGAGAAUCCUCUACCCCUGGAACGAGCAUGAACCGGACCGGAAAGCGCCCGACACCUUGCUGCUCCUGAAUGAGCGGUUGAAGGAUGUUGCCCCGAAAUGUGAGGUUCGCGCUGUUGCCUUGCCGGCGCUACAUUCGACUACUGCCACCACCACCACCACCACCACCGCAGACCAGGAAACCCCUCCGAAAGACAACGACAAAGAGCAAGAAGACGGAGAAGUCUCUAUCCAACUCGGCCUCUUCGCCAAAGAAGACCUCUUCCCUGGCGAAACCAUCCUCCACGAAACCUCGCUCCUCACAGCGACAAACCGUCUCCACGACGACCUAUGCGACGCCUGUAACGGUCCCCUGCCGAAUCUUGGAUCGUCAACUUCACCAAUCGCCUGCGCAGGCUGCGACGACACCAUCUUCUGCUCUGCGUCCUGCCAUGACCGGGCGCAGGAGAUCUACCACGGCGCGGUCUGCGGCCUCAUGGAGGGCCUCGAGUCCAUAGGAAAGGACAUCCCCGAUGCCAAGGACAAAGCAGAUUAUCUCUAUCUGUUACUGCUGGGGCGGGCGAUAGCCAUGGCGGCAACGCAGGAGAUGCACCCAUUAGACCUCCCAGAAGUGAAGUAUAUCUGGGGGGAUUUCCAUGACUUCCAACCUUCUUCCCUUGCACACUCGGGUUCCAGUUCCGCAACCCUCCCCUUCAGCUUCCACCUCAACAUCCUCCAACCCAUGCGCAUCCUCGAAGAAAUGGAACUAGACCCCUACACCACCCUCCCGCUCUACGAUACCUGGGUCCUGAACACCCUUUACGCCAAGUUCCGCGGCACGGCGUCGGGCCGCCUCUCGACCUGGGACGGCGGACCUGAGCUCUGCGCCGUCCAUCCGCUGUGGUGCUUAGCGAACCAUUCCUGUGAUCCGAACGUGAAGUGGGAGUGGGGGGGCGAGAUUACGUUUCGGGUGAGGGGGGCAGAGGAGCGGGCUGUUUGGACGAAGUCGAAGUCGAAGUCGAGGACGGAGACUGCGACUGCGACUGCGACUGCGACUGAGAAAUCACAGGGAAUCAAGAACUGGAACGGUAUUCGGAAAGACGAGGAGAUUCUGAAUCAUUACUGUGAUAUUGGGCUGGAUGUUAAGGAGCGGAGGGAGUGGGCGAGGGGCGCCCUGGGGGGGGGGUGUUUAUGUGAGAGGUGUAUUUGGGAGGCUGGGGGUGAUUGUUAA